Messenger RNA from Aedes albopictus (Asian tiger mosquito), 749 nucleotides. RefSeq names its product serine protease snake-like. The record is from RefSeq and is a predicted model, not a curated record. Bases 16 to 480 code for a protein of 154 amino acids. The transcript has a single exon. Gene Ontology annotation, molecular function: serine-type endopeptidase activity. NCBI's taxonomy places the organism in Eukaryota, Metazoa, Arthropoda, Insecta, Diptera, Culicidae. Gene Ontology annotation, biological process: proteolysis.
UCCCUCUCCCCUAAAAUGUACGUAAUUUAUGGACGCUUCCAUAUGAUCUGUGAAUCGCAAUUAUUAUUGCCAAUUCUCCUAAACGUAGAAAUCUCCCUUCCCUCCAUUCCAGAUGGCGAUCAACCCUCGGAACUGCAUCAGGUCGACAUUCCCAGCAUCCCGAACUGGGACUGCAACCGGAUGAUGGCAUUCCCGCGGACACGUCGCCUCAAGUACGGAGUCCUACCGUCCCAGUUGUGCGCCGGCGAGUUAACCGGAGGCAAAGACACCUGCGAGGGCGACUCCGGCGGUCCCCUGCAUGUGGCCUCGGAGGAUCCCAAGUGCAGCUUCGACGUGGUGGGGAUCACCUCCAUCGGAGGGAUAUGCGGAACGGCGAGGAAACCUGGUCUGUACACCCGGGUGUCGUACUACCGGGAGUGGAUCGAGUCGGUGAUUCAGGGCAGAAAGGAUGAACCUCAGAGGAACGGACGUAACGCGUAGGAAACCGGUUUAGCGAACGAAAUCUACGCCGGCCAUCUGUCGCUCACGUUGCGAUUCGAACAUCGACGGGCAGAUGGCGGUAGCGAGCACACGAUUCGACGUUUGAAACGAAACAAUCCGUACGAGGAUCGAACAUUCGAAACAAUCGUUCAACGAAGCGAACGAUGUUUGUUGAGGUGCAUGUGCGCGAGUGCGCGAACAAUAAAGACUGCUGUAUUUCUCCUAUUUAUUACGAACGAAAGAGCACCGAUUUCAUUCUGUCAGGCGGG